This is a messenger RNA of Paramisgurnus dabryanus, 6993 nucleotides long. It is a transcript of the gene ntsr1, whose product is annotated as neurotensin receptor 1 (high affinity). Gene Ontology annotation, molecular function: G protein-coupled neurotensin receptor activity. The record is from RefSeq and is a predicted model, not a curated record. Gene Ontology annotation, cellular component: plasma membrane. Gene Ontology annotation, biological process: neuropeptide signaling pathway. Lineage: Eukaryota; Metazoa; Chordata; Actinopteri; Cypriniformes; Cobitidae.
CCAAAGCUUUGCGCACAGCCACCUGUUGGCACACAUCGUUUAACAAAUGUUACCAAACCCUUCUGCUUAGAAAACGUCAUUUACUACGUUUAAUAUCACACACGUUGUGUGUUAAUAUAUUGUUAUUAACGAAUAUGGAGGUCAAUAACACGCUCUCGGGACGCAACUUCAUAGACUUGCGCGUUUUAACAGAAAAACUUUUAUCGUCGACAAACCGACCUCAGGUAUUUCUGGACAACGAAACGGACCGCUUACCCGAAGAGGAUUUGGACGUGAACACAGAUAUUUACUCCAAAGUUUUGGUGACUGUGAUUUACGUGCUGCUGUUUGCAGUCGGGUGUUUGGGUAACUCGAUCACCCUGUACACGCUCGUCACCAAGAAAUCUCUCCAAAACCUCCAGAGCACCGUGCAUUAUCACCUGGCGAGCCUGGCAGUGUCCGAUCUCCUCAUCUUGGUACUUUGCAUGCCCAUCGAGCUGUAUAACUUCAUCUGGGUGCAUCACCCGUGGGCGUUCGGAGAGGCUGUGUGUAAAGGUUAUUACUUCUUGCGGGACGGCUGCUCGUACGCGACGGCGUUCAACAUCGCCAGUCUGAGCGUCGAGCGCUUCAUGGCCAUCUGUCACCCGUUCAAAGCCAAGAGCAUCAUGUCGCGAAGCCGCACCAAGAAAAUGAUCAGCGUCAUGUGGCUUGCGUCUUUCGUCCUGGCCACCCCGAUGCUCUUCACUAUGGGACAGCGGGUGGUUGAAAACGAAGUCAUAUGCACCACUAUCGUGUCCUCUAUAACUGCCAAAACUGUUCUGCAGGUAAAUGCCUUUUUGUCUUUUGUGGUUCCCAUGGCAUUGAUCUCAGCAUUAAAUGGAGUUAUCGCCAGUCAGCUGCUGCGCAUGUUUCGGGAGAGUGCGCAGGACAAUCGCAUCUGUAUCAUCGGAGGUAACGCUACCAUGCUUAGUGUCGCAGUCGAGCCCAACCGCGCCCAGUCACUGCGUCAUGGAGUCAUGGUGUUACGUGCUGUGGUCAUUGCUUUUGUGGUCUGCUGGUUACCGUACCACGCCAGAAGAUUGAUGUACUGCUAUGUCACUGAAUGGACACAUGCACUGUAUGAUUUCUACCACUACUUCUACAUGGUCACCAACGUGCUCUUCUACGUCAGCUCUGCCAUAAACCCCAUCCUCUACAACCUUGUCUCAUCUAACUACCGGCAAAUUUUUUUUUCCACGCUCCGCUGCUUCCUGCUGCCGUGCCGUCAUAAAAAGCAGAAACCGGUAUUGACCAGACACUCCAUCAGUAUCUGCAGUAACCAGACGUUAUCCACCAAUGUUAUCAAAGAGACCAUUUACUGAUUCAGCUCUCUUAUCACUUCGUCCAUUUUAUUCAGCAAAGCCAAGGGGACCACCGAGGCGAAGAAUACGUUCAGAUGGACUUAUUACAGGAGUUGCUGUGUUUGUGCUGAUGCAUCACCACAUGGAGAUUUUGAAUUUAGUACAAGAGACACUUACUGUGUUUGCGUGCCAAAGUGGUAUCAUAAAAAGAGAAGUGAACUGCUGAAAUGGUGUAAAUAUAAAAAAUGCCCACAUUGUUUCUCAUUCAAUGUAUGAAAUUGCCUGUAACAAUGCUACAGGCUCAACUGAUUCUAGAUCAAUUUGUAGUGGUGAGCUUUGGUUGGUUGGAGAUCUGAUCAUUCACCUGUUGCUCUUGACACAGAUCAUACCAUUUACUCAGACUAGCGCUGGGCGGUAUAUCGGGUUUUGGAUAUAUAUCUGUAUUUUUUCCCUGCAAGAUAAGGAAUAAGGCAAUACAGUAUAUAUCAGUAUGGUCUUAUAUGACUCUUCUUCUUUACGACAGAAGCUUUGCCAGGAAUAUACACUGAGGUGCAAAGUUAGCUUUCCAACCAGAUCGCAUGUUGUGCAGCUAUAUAUGUUUUAACGGGUAUGGAAACCAUGUCUUUGAAUUUAAUUAUACGCUGUUUUAAUAAACAGCACUGUGACAUCUCAUGAAGCUUUAACUUGCUUAAUUCACAAUGUAGAAAAUACAGAGAUAUUAAUUGUAUAUUGACAUCCAUCCCAAAAUUACAGAGAUAUGAAUUUUGGUCAAUAUUGACUACAGAGUCCUGCGUCGGGUCAGGUACCCGCAGAUACCCGCAUAAAAGUGUCUAAAACGGGCGGAUUGUAACAUUCCUAAAAUUCACGGGCAUGGAGGCGGCGGAUAAUUAACUCUGUGCAGGCGGGUAGUAGUGCGAAUGAAAAUAUUUGCGAUAUUUGUCUAAAUUACCAUUACACGCGCAACAUAUGACAUUUGACCAAUCGCGUUACCACCACUGCGACAGUGCGCGACCUUUGUUGAUGCUUCUCGUAGCCUAGUUGGAGCGAGCGUUGCAUGAGUCGCAUAAAGUUUUGCCGUUGAUAGCCGUAAGCUGGGAACGUCUUUUCUUAGAAAGCAUUUUCAGAUGAGACUUGUAGGAACACAGCAGGGGUUUUGUAGGUAGGUUGUAUUUUUUCUUGUUCUUUUUUUAUUUAUAGGUCUAUUUGUGUAUUGUUAUCAGGUUCCAUAGCCUUUUUUGGUGCCGAUGGCAGGCUACUUGAAUGGGGCAAAACAAAACGCACUUAGCCUGUUUCAUUAGCCCAUUCUUGACGCUGUUGUGAUGUUGAGAGAGGUGCGAGAAAAAAUAGCAGUUUAUUGGAAUGAUUUAUGGUGUGUGAUUUAUGCGUGUGCGGGUACGGGUCGGGUAACGGGCUUUGGGUGCGGAUUUAAUUUUGCAAUUAUCAUUGGUGACGGGUCGGAUCUGAUGCUGAACUUUGCGGGUACGGACGGGAGCGGGUCUCCAAAAAUGGACCCGUGCAGGACUCUGAUUGCCCAGCCCUAACUCUGGUAGCAGCAUCUUAUUUGGAAGGCUUUGUCUCCGGAGGUCGCAUUUGAUAGCUUAUGUCACCAAGGUUCUUUAAAACAUAAUAAAAUGGCCAUUUAUUGUUAUGCGACAACAUCACUACAGUUCGUUCUCACUUUUAUUCCUUGAUGACGUUUGCGGCCGACAAAUGUGACCUCUGGGGGAUGUAGCCUUGAAAAUGCUAUUGUUGCAUCUCUGCUGGUUGAAACUCUGCUUUGUCAUGAGUUCAGCAGAUGGAGUUGAUGUCGGUGUUGUACCUCACUUUUAUAACUUAUAUUGUUUCCAUCCUGCUGUAAUAUAAAUAAUUUACAAUGUUUGUGAACUGAUCAUAACGAUAAACAGCGAUGAGUGCAUGGGUAAAAGGAGUUUAGGGUUGAACGAUUACAUAAUUUCCAAGUUAACCAGAAUAGAAACAGUUGAUUUAUUCUUGAGAAUAAAGAGUCGCUGUUAUGCAUAUACAGUCUUUAUAUCAAACUAAUUUGUAAAGUACUCCUCGUUGCCUCUUUGAGAUGAAUCGCUUCAUUGUUUUCCUCAUUGUCGUAAGUGGCUCUGGAUAAAAGCGUCUGAUGCCUAAAUGUAAUGUACCAACUGUGAAUGUGAGAACGUAGAGUAUUUAGUUUUAUCACUAGCACAUUUAAAGUGGAGGCUGCUACAUUGUGAAACAAGUGACUAGUGCUUGCAACACAUCGAGAUGUUGUCCAUCACCACUCGGUCGCCUUGGCAACGGGAAGGGCAGGCAUAAUUAAUUUGCCCGUUGUUAUAGCUUUAUAUAAACAAAGCACUGGUUUGCAAUUUGCAGAGAGAAAGAUGAAGAGAGAGAGAGAGAGAUAAAGAGAGACUUUACAUUAUAAUGGCAGAAUACAAGCAACUGAGAAAAAUGAAAAGCCAGCACACAGUAUGGGAGAGCACUUGUCUCUGAGAAAUAGUGGGCCGAUCUUAUGGGUCAGAUCAAAGAUGCAUCUCGAGACAGACGAGAGGGUGAGAACAUCUGUGACAAGAUGUGGGUAAUGGAAUUUGGUUAUACAGAUGGAAAGCCAAAGAAAAAUGGGAAACUCUGUAUAGUUUGCAUUGUUUUAUUGUGCUUUUAGUGGUAAGGAUGACGAAGAUCAGGAGGCUGUCUGCUUCAGGGUGCAAUGUGGAGAACUUAUUAGAUAAGGUCUGGUAAAAACAGCUUUUUCAGGUCCACACAAAGUGCACUUCGGAAAACAUGGUGGAUGUUCACAGCGGGAAGGAUGCUGAGCACUUAAGAGGAGCUGUAUGGUGAACUACACUCAAGGUUAAAAAGGGAACAUGCUGGUAUGCUGGACAGAACUACACGGUUAAAGAGGGAUAAAGAAGGCUAUAUAAAAAUUGCCUGCUGAGGUUGUAGACCAGAGGUUGUGGACAAGACCAAAAUGGUUAGGGAAGUUGUAGCUUUUGUUUGUUUGAUGGCUCUUAAGGGGGAGAGCAGAAUAUUUAUAACCAUUUUUAGCUUGUUUUUUUUUUAGAAAAUGUUUUGCUCAAACCCUUGAAAUCUCAAACAAGUAUGAUAUGGUAGCAGACAGUCAUAACCCAUUGUUAUUACAUUUUGCUGCAAAGUUUUAAUGUAAUUGUUGUGCGGUAUUUCUAAAAAAGAAAAAUGCAGGGUUGUUAUAUACCCAGAUUUCGUCAAAAAGGGAUUAACUUAACCUAUUGGGUUGUAACUUAACCUAUGCUGAGUUGUUUCAAACCAAAGGCUGGGUUGUUUUAAUCCACUUGGGUUGAGUGAAAAAUGUCGACCUGAACCACAAAACCAAAUUGAAAUUGAGAUUUAUACAUCAUAAAUAAACCACUGAUGUAUGGUUUGAUAGGACAAUAUUUGGCCGAGAUAUGACUAUUUUAAAAGUCCGGAAUCUCAAGGUGCAAAAAAACGAAAUAUUGAUAAAAUCGCCUUUAAAGUUGUCCAAAGGAAGCUCUUAGCAACACAUAUUACUAAUGAUCAUACAUUUUUUAUAUAUUUAAAGUAGGACAUUUACAAAAUAUCUUCAAGGAACAUGAUCUUUACUCUGUAUUUUAAUGAUUUUUGGCUUAAAAAAAAAACAAUAAUUCUGAUACAAUGUAUUGUUGCUACAAAUAUGCACACAGUGGCGGCUCUUGACUGCACUGCCGACGGGCAUAAAUUCAAAAUAUGUGUUUUGAGUGUAAUGUGUGUUGCUUGUGUUUUUUAUGUGUUUGGUGCGUCAUGUGAACCAUGUGCAUCGCAUGUUUUGUCAAAAUAAGUGCCUGUUGCACACGCUUCAAAACCGUUUAUGAUAAAAGAGACGCUCAAGUUCAUAAAAUACAUGCAAGACACUCCCUUAACAGUAAACUCUGAUUACGCAUGAGAUUAUGCGAGUGUCUGCCAAUUUUGAUGCGUCUGCAGCAGGCACUUAUUUUGACAAGACACAUGAUGAACACAGGUUCACUUGACGCGCCAACAAAUAUUUUUUUUACAAUUACAAACCACACACAUGAUGGGCUACAUACAAAUUGUGACGAACUUUGCAUUGUGUGCCCUCGAAAAAAGAAGUCACCAGCCGCCACUGUAUAAAUGCUACUUAUGCCUGGUUUUGUGGUCCAAGGUCACAUAUAAACAUUUUAUGGGUUCAUUUAACUCAAUGACUGAGUUUGGCCAUUGGGUUUGACCCAAAUCUGGGUUGAGAAUAAACAUAUUUUUCAAGUGUAAAUCUAUAAUGUGAAUUUAUAUAUUUUGUAUACAUGCUGUAAGUUAAAACUACAUUCUUCUUCAAACACCAGAACUAUCUUUAAAUUAUGAAGAACUGGCUUUAAAAGAUAUAGGAGUGUAUUUUAAUGCAGAAAAAUAGACAUAAUGGGGCGGUUUCCCGGACAGGGAUUAGACUAGUCUUAGACUUAAACACUUUUAAGAGCUCUCCAAACUGAAAAUAACUAUCACUGACAUAUCUUAAAAUACAUCAGUGCCCUUUGUUUUACCUCAAAUUGCACACAGGUAAUGUUUUUAGUAAGGCAUGUUUGUUAAAACUAGUUAUAUUUCCUAAUUAAACUAAGGCCUAGUUCUGGAUUAAGCUAAUCCUGGUCCGGGGAAACCGCCCCUUUAUGUAAUAAAGCUUUAAAUUCCAAAGAAAUACUUUGUAACUGCACUAAAACCAACAGUGGUUUAAUAUUUUCCCACACUUCAACAUUACAGUAUAAUAAAGUACAGUGCAGUACAGUAAAGCUUUCACCAGAAAUUCUAUAGCACAUCAGUGGGGCAUCGGGUGUGUCUAACACCUUUUGUUUGUAUGAUCUAAAUCAUGUCUAUAUGAAUUUUGAUGUAUUAUUAUUAGUGCUAAUAUCGAAUCAAUAACUUUCUUUGUAAGCCUAGAUUUGGCUACACUGUAACUCAUCUUUUAUGGCACUGAACUUUGUGUCUUCGACCGUGACUUUUUUAAUGUAAUGUUACAUAUGUGCAUCAUGCGUAAUUUCAAAUAUGUGCCUGCUGCAGAUGCUUUGAAGGGGUUUUAUAAAAAUUACGGUCUUGCGAGUGUUUUGUGAACGUGUCCUUUUAUCAUUAACCCUUUCGACGCAUGUACAACAGGCUCGUAUUUUGACCUGGGGUGUGAUGCACAUAGUUUCACAAGACACUCCGAACAAAUAUGUCACGCCCCUUGAAAGAGAAGUCAUCGGCCACCAUUGAUUCACAGUAUACAUGCCUAUAAAGCCUUUAUACUCAUAUAGUUUCAUGAAUCCUCAUGUAUCAGUGUUAAUGCUUAAUUUCAGUUGAUGUUUACAGUUGAUGUUAACUGUUGUGCUGUUUGUUUCAUUCAGAAAAUAAAGAUUAUGUAUACUGUUAUACUGUAUAUGUUAAUAUUUUUGUUGGAUUUAAAGAGUAUUUAUGCACUAUAUGUUGAUGUUUUUAUUAUUAUUGACUAAAAACUGAAAUUCAGCUUUUUUAAUGCAUCAUACUUAAAAAAUUAAUAGUAGCACUUUAUAAUAAGGUAUAUUGUAUUUGUUUGUUUAUAUUAGUUAAUGCAUUAGCUAACAUGUACUAACAAUGACUUCAACAGCAUUUAUAAAUCUUAGUUCAUGUUAAUUUCAGCAUUUAUUAAUAUAGUUGUAAAAUCAUGAUAGCUAUGUAUGAGUACAUGUUUUGUUAA